This is a messenger RNA of Colletotrichum aenigma, 636 nucleotides long. RefSeq lists its product as uncharacterized. Bases 1 to 636 code for a protein of 211 amino acids. The transcript has 2 exons. Lineage: Eukaryota; Fungi; Ascomycota; Sordariomycetes; Glomerellales; Glomerellaceae. The record is from RefSeq and is a predicted model, not a curated record.
AUGAGGUUGCUAGCCGUGCUGUUCGAGGCGCAGCGUAUAGAAGCGCACGUCAAACCAAGGAGGCUGUUCGACAACCGUAUAGAGGACGACACGUGGGCGAGAUAUAAGGGCGUGUGGCUAAGUCUGUUAUGCGUCUGGUUCCGCACGCAGGAAAUAGACGACGACAAGCAGCCGCCGUAUAAACUGACGCCGUCACAGGGAGAGGCGUGGGACUUAUUCGAGCAGAUAGCGGAAGCAGCCAGCAUAGGGAUGGGGCAUCAAACGCAGGAGAAGCUGGAACGCGCAGCACUCGACAUGCUUAUCAGCAUGCUGGACCACCAGCUGAAGGGCGGAGACUACAGCAGUGCUCUUCUCAGCGCUCUCGCGGUGAUAGGGAUUGCUGAGAAUAGCAGCUGGGUCCAGAUCACAGACUACACGACAAAGUACUCAGCUGUUAUUAAGAUAGCGUGUAUGUUAGUGAUCCAUCAGGUAUACACCAAGCGUAAUAAUGAGGUUGCCGAGCUGGAAAGGUCUCUAGGGAAAGAUGAAGUAGAGGAUAUAGCGCAGAGUUUAUUCCAGCAUAUGCAGGCGAAAGUGCGGCGGUUUAUGACGCAGACGACAAGCGAUAAGGAUGUGGAGCUAACGCUGAUAGACUAG